AUGCGUUGUUCAUCAUCCUCCAUAGUCCUUCUUUUGAACUUGGCCUUUGCGCUUUGCGAUGCAGAGCGCUCUAGAGGAUGGAAUCUCAAUAACUUCAAGACGCUAGUCACAUUUGGUGAUAGCUAUACAGAUGAGAACCGAUUGGGAUACUUCAUCAACCACAAUGGCUCCGCGCCGCCUGUUGGAUGGGAACAGCCAGGUCUCAACACCGCUUCAGGUGGCCUCUCUUGGCCCCGCUACGCCUCCCUCUACUCCAACGCCACCCUCUAUAACUACGCCGUCGGCGGCGCCGUCUGCUCCAACUCCAUAACCCCUCGCUUCUUCUCCGCCAUCAACGCACCCUUCCCCUCCAUCACCUCCUACGAGCUCCCCGCCUUCCUCGCAGACUCCAAGCACCGCGUCCCCUCCACCAACAAGAAAUUCUUCACCGGCACCCCCCGCGACACCGUCUACGCAAUCUGGAUCGGCACCAACGACCUCGGUAACAACGCCUUCCUCACCGACUCCCAAGUCGCCGGCAAGACCCUCAAGGACUACGUCGACUGCGUCUACUCCAUCAUCGACACCCUCCACUCCCAGGUCAGCGCCCGCUACUUCGUCCUCUUGAACCUCGCACCCCUGAACCUCCUGCCGCAGUACGCGACCCCUGAAAACGGCGGCUUGCCAGCAACGAAGUUCUUCCCCGAGAAACAGGGCCAAAACAUCACGCAAAUCUCCUACCGCAUCCUCGAAUCCGUCGCCACGGUCAACCAAAUCUUCGCGCACAAGACGCCCUUUGAGACCGAGGUUGCGGACCGCUGGGACGGCGACGUCAAGAUCGCGAAUUUCGACGUUAACGCCCUCAUGACGGAUAUGUACAGGAACCCCAAGAAGUACCUGAAUGGCACCGCCGAGCCGAAUGUCACGGGUGUCGUGAACAAGUGCGAUGUCCAGGGGAAAAAUUGCGUGCUGGCCAAGAGCCCGGAUAGCUUCUUGUGGUUCGAUGAGUUGCAUCCGAGUGAACAGGCGAGUAGGGUUGUUGCGAGGGAGUUUGUCGGCGUGUUGAAGGGCGGGAGUAAGUGGGCCAAGUACUGGGGUUGA
Westerdykella ornata is the source of this 1080-nucleotide messenger RNA. RefSeq lists its product as uncharacterized. The record is from RefSeq and is a predicted model, not a curated record. The coding region runs from base 1 to 1080 and encodes 359 amino acids. The transcript is spliced from 2 exons. NCBI's taxonomy places the organism in Eukaryota, Fungi, Ascomycota, Dothideomycetes, Pleosporales, Sporormiaceae. Gene Ontology annotation, molecular function: hydrolase activity, acting on ester bonds.